Molecule: messenger RNA, 1963 nt
Organism: Aspergillus pseudonomiae
Lineage: Eukaryota; Fungi; Ascomycota; Eurotiomycetes; Eurotiales; Aspergillaceae
Exons: 4
Coding region: 215-1525 (436 amino acids)
Source: RefSeq, a predicted model, not a curated record
AUGUGACAGAAAAGCGAGCCCAGAGAAAGGAAUACGCAACGGCAUUGUGAGCAAAGAGAAAGAGAAAGAGAAUGCAAUCUUACAAGACUUCCAGGACUACCUUUCGGUCAAUAGUGGAAAUGGAAGAGCCACAUAUUCCACUGCGUCGGCCGUGCCUUCUCUGGCAGAGCAGAUAUGCUUCCUGGAACCUAAGGAUCAAAACGAUGGCAUUCUCAUGGACCAUGAGUAUACUAAUAUUCAGAAUGCAGUUUUGAUAUCUUCUACUGCGAGCGUUAUGCCAGCUCAAUUUGCUCUUAUGGGUGGAUUUAUGGCUCAACCAUCAGUGUUACCCCAGGAUCCUAGAGUUAUGCUAAACACAAACGUACCAUUCUCGGCCUUUAUAUGCGGGGUCCAAGGCAGUGGGAAAUCUCAUACCACGAGCUGCAUUAUCGAGAAUUGCUCCAUGUCAUUGCCCAUUUUAGGGGCUCUGAAGCAGCCACUGUCCACCUUGGUGCUCAACUUUAAUGAGUACACUUCGAAUGUCAGCGCCCAGCCGUGCGAAGCUGCAUUCCUCUCUUCGGUUUUGCCGGAAUGGUCGAAACAUGGACUCUCAAUCCCCGUUAGAGUCCUAGUGCCUCCGUCGAAUUUCUACAAUCUCAAGAAAAUAUACUCCCAGAUACCAAAUGUUGAGGUUCAACCAUUCAGACUCAAACCACACCAUUUGAAUAUCAGUGCAAUGCUAUCUCUCAUGUCCAUGGGAAAUGGUAGCCAGAUGCCCUUGUACAUGAGCCAGGUAGUCAGAGUGCUCCGCGAAAUGGCGAUUGAAAACAAGGGAGGAAAUUUCGAUUAUCUUGAUUUCAGAAGACGUCUGGACAAUCUUAAUCUAAACCGCAUGCAAACACCCUUUUUACAUCAGAGAUUGGAUCUACUUGAUUCCUAUCUGGAUCUCAAAGGGGAGCACAAUGGUGAUUACUUCACUGACGGUGGCAUCACUAUCUUGGAUUUGUCCUGCCCAUUCAUGGAUCAGGCUGCCACGUGUAUCCUUUUCCGUAUUGCUAUUGAUAUCUUCCUGCAUGCCCAUCCCUCGCGGGGUAAGAUGAUCGUGGCAGACGAGGCUCACAAGUACAUGAGUGAAACACCAGCAGCCAAGGACUUGACUGAAACAUUCCUUAACAUCAUUCGACAGCAACGCCACCUAGGGGUUCGGACCGUCAUCUCCACGCAGGAGCCAACCAUCUCACCGCGGCUGAUUGACCUUUGCUCUAUGACAAUUAUCCAUCGUUUUACAAGCCCUGAGUGGUACAGGACGAUCAAGAAGCACGUCCCUAUUGGCGACCAAAGUAACAGUCAGAGUUCCGAAGAAUCUUUUGAUGCGCUUCACGAGAUCGCACGUUUGCAAACCGGGGAGGCUCUGAUUUUUGCACCCUCUGCAUACCUCCUGGAUGAGAAAAGCUCUGCAAUCAACGCCGCACACAAAGUUUUCAAAAUGGCAGUUCGAAAGCGUAUUACCUGGGAUGGAGGAAGGACAAUUUUGUGUGUUCGUUGAUGUUCGAUGCUUCCCGUCACAAUACAGGACACAGGUGUCCUAGUAGUGGAUCUGCGGAUGAUACAUGUUGGAAGUAUUAGAUUGGGGACAUCGCCAUCUCAAUUGUGCAGAUACCUAGAGUGGGACUUACAGGUAGUAUGAGGAAAUGUUUCGGAAUUAAUCAAUAGGAAUGUAAAUGGUAAGAAAGAUAUUGAUUUGGGAGUCCUAAGUGGAAUGCUAAAAGACUAUCCCAUGUUCGUCACUUGACUUUUUUGCUAGUGAGACGACGAUGCUAAAACAGUUCACUGGAAUUUUCAUCUCAUCCAGACCCCGACGUACGCUCGUAUCCCUUCACAGGUUAACCCCAGCAAAUGCAAGGGGGCCACGCCACAUACAAUAGUGUAACGACGCAGUGCGUGGAAAGAUUAUAAAAGCUGGUUGCUUCCCCCAGAGUGCUAG